AUGGCUCCGCGGCGAGGAGGCGGCGGCGGUGCGGGCGCGGAUGUUUCCUCGUCAGGUCUGCGAGGCGGCUUGGCACCGCCUCCUCUGAAGCGCGUGCAGCCAUGGCUUGAGGAUGGGUCUGGCCAAUGUGACAUCGUGGCUGGCGGAGUCGAUGCUAGCGGCGUCUUCAAGGGAAUCUAUGUCAGUGGUGUGCACCUUGCAGCCCUGCUGCGCACGUUUCAGCUGUCCAAAGCGUUUCUCCCUGUGGAGACACCAACGCCAGUCCAAGCUCUAGGACAAUCCCUGCAGGAUGGCGUCCCUCUCGUAAUUGUGACAAGAGGGUGCUUUGGAAGGGAAAUGGACAUAGGGAGCGGACCUGCACGCAACGAUAUUCAAAAGGCAGUUUGGGAGGCUGCGCGACGAAUGAGAGCUGACAUGCCUCAAGUGCUUGUGACAUGCAUUGAUGUCCCUGUAGAUGCCGGGGCCGAGGUAGUGAACGCUUGCUUGCAAGCACCCCUGAACGAAUUCCGCGAGCUGCUUUACCAUGAGGGUGCCUGGUUUACACCUGCAGUGUACAAUGCGUCAAAGCUUGGCCAGUGGGUUUCCAACAACCCACGCGAGUUAAAGACCAAGGGAGGACUCAACUUCUCGAGGAAGAAGUUCGAGUGGAAUAACAAAGCGUACGAGAACAUGUUCUUGCUUGGCUGGAAGCCCGUCAUUGAGUCCUGA
Symbiodinium pilosum is the source of this 708-nucleotide messenger RNA. Lineage: Eukaryota; Dinophyceae; Suessiales; Symbiodiniaceae. The record is from the annotation of a GenBank genome assembly.